AUGACCCCAAAGGACCGGCUCGGAAACCGGUACCCCCUCAAUUUCGUGAACCAUAAGCCCAAUUACUGUCGCGUCUUCCGUGCUCCAACAAAGGACAAGGCUGCGCAGAAGUUCGAACACUUCUUGGGAUACUUCGAGCGCCAGUUUGAGUGCCGCAUCCACGUACUAAGGGCGGAAGGUCGUGCCGAGUACGCGAAUGUAGAACUCUUUUGUAAGUCGACUGGUGUCGCAGGGCAGGUCAGCAAGGCACGCAACCAGGCGUCGAACGGCAAAGCCGAGCACCUGCACCGAACGGUGUUAAACAGGGCACGGUCAAUUAUGCGUGUCGCCUCCCGUGUCGUUUUGGGGUGA
Molecule: messenger RNA, 351 nt
Organism: Peronospora matthiolae
Lineage: Eukaryota; Oomycota; Peronosporomycetes; Peronosporales; Peronosporaceae
Source: the annotation of a GenBank genome assembly